Messenger RNA from Cynara cardunculus var. scolymus (artichoke), 1201 nucleotides. RefSeq names its product bidirectional sugar transporter SWEET9-like. The record is from RefSeq and is a predicted model, not a curated record. Gene Ontology annotation, cellular component: membrane. Gene Ontology annotation, molecular function: sugar transmembrane transporter activity. NCBI's taxonomy places the organism in Eukaryota, Viridiplantae, Streptophyta, Magnoliopsida, Asterales, Asteraceae. Bases 150 to 1052 code for a protein of 300 amino acids. Gene Ontology annotation, biological process: carbohydrate transport. The transcript is spliced from 6 exons.
ACCACCACUCAUCAUCUGGACUCAUAACAAGAGAGAGAAAGAAGAGAGAGAAUUUGCAAUUCUCUUUCCCUCUUUGUCUGUCUGUGUUCAGCUCUUUGUCUGUCUGUGUUAAGUCUUGAGUGUGUGUUCAAACUCCAUACAGCAAAAAGAUGACUUCAGGAAGCUUUGCUCAUCUUACUCUUGCAUUUGGCCUUCUUGGCAAUGUUGUAUCAUUCAUGGUGUUUCUUUCCCCAUUACCGACGUUUUAUAAAGUUUACAAGAAGAAAUCGACAGAAGGGUUUCAAUCGGUGCCGUAUGUCGUGGGAUUAUUCAGCGCGAUGCUUUGGAUAUACUACGCGUUGCUUAAGUCCAAUGCAAUGCUUCUCAUUACCAUUAACUCCGUCGGCUGCUUCAUCCAGACGUUCUACAUUUGUUUCUUCCUCAUUUACGCACCGAAGAAGGCCAGGAUCGAAAGCGUGAAGUUAAUCGUGUUGAUGAUAGUUGUUGGCUUCGGAUUGAUCGUUGCCCUGACUCAGUUUCUUGCACAUGGGGCUACUCGGGUCGCGAUAGUUGGAUGGAUUUGUCUUAUUUUCGCUUUGUGCGUUUUCGUAGCACCCUUGGGCGUUGUGCGACAAGUUAUUAAAACGAAAAGCGUUGAGUACAUGCCGAUUCUGCUAUCGGCUGCGCUCACCCUUAACGCUAUUACAUGGUUCUUUUACGGUCUACUUCUUCACGACUUCAACAUCGCGAUUCCAAACGUACUUGGCUUCACCUUCGGUGUUGUUCAAAUGAUCCUUUACUUUGUAUACAAAAACAAGAAGCCGGUUAGCGACGAAAAAGUGUCGGACGAAAAAGUGACGGAAUUAGAAGGGAAGAACUUGGAAACCGAAGAACGAAAAAUCUCGGAGAAAAGAGAUCAAGAGAUCAUCGACGUCGUGAGACUGAGCGCUUUAAUGUGUUCGAUUCCCGUCGUCACAAAACUAAACGAGAACGUGAAUGAUAUCGUCCACGAUCAUUUGGUUGUCGAACCACCUCAAGCACCCGUAGCUCACGCCAUCGAAGUUGCGGCGUGAUCGAUCGAGCUCGAUACAUAUCAUCGGUUUUCAUCCUGAUUGAUGCAUGGUUCGAUCGUGCAUCAUGCAGAUGGAUCCUUGUGGUUUUCUUGAUUACUACUUGAUUGCAUUUCCAUCCAUGGUUUAAUUAGUUGAAAAUUAUCAAACCU